UUAUGGAGUAAAAUUUGAGGCCGGCUGCGGCUAGACGUUUAUCAUCGUUAUCAGCAGGACGUUGGACAGGAUUAGACUUUGAAGGUCUGGUCAUGGAUGAGCGGAACGGGACCUCUCAGAACUUAUGUCAUAUACAACCUGUCCAUGAAGCAAUGCAAAAUCCUUCCAUUACCUCCAUUCAGAAUCAGAAAUGCUCGUUACACUAAUCUCCUGAGCGGCACUAUAGCUUUUGAUCCUGCAAAAUCAAAUUACUAUCAAGUUGUGGGUGUCUGCAGUGCAGACAUCAGCAAAGGUGUGCAGCAUGUUGAAAUCUACUCUUCAAAGACAGACUCUUGGAGGGAUGCAGGAGAUCCCUUACCUCUGUCUCUCCUGGGUACAUCGGAAUCUGAUGUGUAUUGGAAUGGUUCAGUGGACUGGCUUGACCAGGGGACGGCAGCUCUUCAUUAUUUUGAUAUUGAUUGUGGAUUAGCGAAGACAGUUGCAAUGCCAAAGCAGCCGUGUUCCGAAGGAGAUUAUAGUAGAAGUGUUGAGUACUUUGGCGAGUGUAGGGGACAUAUGCACCUUAUGGAGAUGCGCAAGGACGGAAAUGGCAUCCCCAGUUUUGACAUUUGGGAGAUGCAAAUGGACUUAUUCGGGAUGGAAUGUCAAGUAUUACGUUGAUCUUAGUCCGUCAACAACUGUAUACCCCGGCAUUCUACCAGAAAGAGAUUUUGAUUUGUAUGUGAUGCUUAUUGAGGAAGGCAAGGAUUCAUCUAGGUUGAUAUCAUGGAUACUGAACGACAAGGUGAUAUCCUUUGACCUUAAAAGUAAGAGUUUUAAGGAAAUGUGUGAUGUUAAUUCGGAUGUUUAUGCAGAGGGAUUUCAGUAUAUCGAAACACUUGCUCAUGUUUGAAUAUUACUGUGAAGCAGCAAAGCGAAAAGACUGAUGAUAUGAAAAUAAUAUUCCAGGGAUUACUAAAACAGCUAUUAGAAGAUUAGCAAGAAGAGGUGGAGUGAAACGUACCGGUGGCGGUGGAUCAGUCUAUGAAGAAA
Molecule: messenger RNA, 1032 nt
Organism: Papaver somniferum (opium poppy)
Lineage: Eukaryota; Viridiplantae; Streptophyta; Magnoliopsida; Ranunculales; Papaveraceae
Exons: 3
Coding region: 97-660 (187 amino acids)
Source: RefSeq, a predicted model, not a curated record